UACACGGUACGACCAGCAGAGGGCACCAAAUUAGCCACCAUGAUUUGUUCUUCGUCAGGACUAUUUAAAACAUAAUUGUUUUUUUCACGCACAUAGAAAGGUAACAUGGCUCUACAACUUGGCUCCUUCACUGUAUAUGCUGCCACAAAUCUGCUUCAUUACACCCCUUAUUGCAGAACAACGCGCUACAAUCACACACAGCAAGGCAACCCCAGCACAACUACAUAGCAGAGGCGUGUAGAAAGCGGCACAGGAGGUGACGUCAGCGAGGGAGAAGCGUCUGAUUGGUGGCUGAAGGUGCUCGAAAAAUAUACCUGGAAAUAAGCAGCAUGAGAGCCCAGAGGGAGUGAAGGGUCCAGCACGUCUGUACUGCCGGCUGCUGCUCAGAUUGGACCUUCUGGAAUAGAACAUAUAUAUUCUGCUAAGAUCCCUGUGAUGGAACCUCUCCAAAUAUUAAGUUUUCUCUUGUUUGUAUUGCUGACCUUGGGGGAAUGCUCAGACACCAACAAGCAGAAGAAAGAUACAGCUUUUGACAUCUAUAAGAAGCUUUUUGAGGUAAAGAGAAAGGAUCAGAUCAAUGCCCUCAAUAACUUGAUUGAACUAAAUGAUGUCAACCAACAGUACAAGAUUAUUGAUAUCAUGCUAAAAGGCCUUUUCAAGGAAUUGGAGGAACAGGUGGUUGUCCGGGUUCCGACCAAGGAAAUAGGCGGGGGCUUCUACUCCCACAUCUUUGUGGUCCGCAAGCCAUCGGGGAAGUUCAGGCUUAUCCUCAACCUGAAACCCUUAAAUGUCUCGGUCAGGUACAAGAGGUUUCGAAUGGAUUCCAUCUAUUCAGUAAAAGCUCUUCAUCCGCCAAAUUGCUUUAUGGCUUCGAUAGACUUAAAGGAUGCGUACCUACACAUCCCUAUAGCGGAAGAUCAUCAGAGGUUCCUGAGGUUAGCAAUAGACACCGGGGAAGAGGUACUGCACCUACAAUUCAGAGCCCUUCCUUUCGGCUUAUCAUCUUCCCCCCGCAUAUUCACCAAGGUGAUGGCGGAAGUUUUGGCCUUCCUGCGACUCAGGGGAAUCCUAAUAGUCGCAUAUCUGGACGACUUACUCUUGUUCGCUCCUUCCCCAGAGCAAUUCAGCCAGGGACAUUCUGGAAAGCUUAGGUUGGCUGGUAAAUAUAGAAAAAUCCAACCUAAUCCCGUCACAAAGGGCGUCCUUCCUGGGAUUUGUCUUGGAUUCGACAGAGCAAAGGGUCUUCCUUCCCACAGAAAAAAUUCAAAAGGUGGACAAGGCCAUGCUGUUUCUGCAGGACAGCGGCCAGAUCUCCAUAAGGAAGGCCAUGUCCGCCCUGGGUUUGCUGACCUCCACUCUUCCAGCAGUGCAGUGGGCGGGCCUUCAUUUCCGUCCUCUUCAACUUUUCAUCCUGAAGGUCUGGGACCACAGUCAGAAGUCAUUGGAUUCCCUAGUCUCUGUCCCAAGUCCGGUCAAACGGUCUCUCUGGUGGUGGAGAAGGGGAGCAAACUUGUCCCAGGGCCUGGAGUGGAUUCUACCAGUCUCCAGGACGGUCACAACCGAUGCCAGCAGCACAGGUUGGGGAGCACACUUGGGUCCCCGCUGGGUGCAAGGCACCUGGGAGAUAGCGGACGCAGUGAAGUCCUCCAAUUGGAGAGAAUUGAGGGCAGUUUCCCUGGCCCUUGUCUCAUUCCAGAAAGAACUUCGGGGGCACCAUGUACGAGUUCGCACAGACAACUCCUCGACAGUAGCCUACAUCAACAGGCAGGGGGGUACAAAGUCCUGCUCCCUUUGGCUGUUGGCGGAAUCCAUUCUCAAGUGGGCCGAGGUCAAUGUCCUGUCUGACGGCCUUGCAUCUGAAGGGAGAUCAAAAUCUUUUGGCGGACUUUCUCAGCAGAACAACACUGAGGGAGGGCGAUUGGUCCCUGAGUCAGGAAGUGUUCAAUCUGAUAGUCCAGAGGUGGGGGUUACCAUGCGUGGACCUAUUUGCCUCCAAGCAGAAUGCCAAAGUGGACCUCUUCUUUUCUCUAAGCAGGUACGAUGGAGCUUUAGGGAUAGAUGCACUAGCUCAGAGAUGGACAUUUUCCAAGUGUUAUGCUUUCCCCCCUCUGGUUCUGAUCCCUGCGGUAUUGAGGAAGUUUCAACAAGAGAACACAACCUUAAUUCUGAUUGCCCCGCAUUGGCCCAGGAGACCGUGGUUUUCAAUUCUAAAGAACUUGGCUGUAGAACCCCCCUGGCUUCUACCAGUUCGGGACAACCUUCUCACUCAAGGUCCAGUCUGCUGCCCUCAUGUGGACAGGUGGAACCUUGCGGCCUGGUUUCUGAGGAGGAACUGCUGAGGGGCAAAGGGUUUUCAAAUCGCCUGGUUGCAACUCUCCUAAAUUGUAAGAAAAAAGAAACGCAAACCAUCUACCGUAAGGUGUGGAGAUGCUUCAAUUCCUGGUGCUUAGAAAGCUCCUUUAACCACUUCAGAUCCGUAGGACGUCCUGGGACGUCCUGGACUUUGAGCGG
Rana temporaria (common frog) is the source of this 2511-nucleotide messenger RNA. It is a transcript of the gene CCDC134, whose product is annotated as coiled-coil domain containing 134. The transcript has 5 exons. The record is from RefSeq and is a predicted model, not a curated record. Bases 436 to 1845 code for a protein of 469 amino acids. NCBI's taxonomy places the organism in Eukaryota, Metazoa, Chordata, Amphibia, Anura, Ranidae.